Messenger RNA from Sus scrofa (pig), 960 nucleotides. RefSeq names its product olfactory receptor 8K1. NCBI's taxonomy places the organism in Eukaryota, Metazoa, Chordata, Mammalia, Artiodactyla, Suidae. Gene Ontology annotation, biological process: G protein-coupled receptor signaling pathway. Gene Ontology annotation, cellular component: membrane. Gene Ontology annotation, molecular function: G protein-coupled receptor activity; olfactory receptor activity. The record is from RefSeq and is a predicted model, not a curated record.
AUGAAUCAUAUGGAGAAACACAACCUUACUGCUGUACCCAAGGUGACUGAAUUUAUUCUCAUGGGGAUCACCGACAACCCUGGGCUGCAGGCACCUCUCUUUGGAAUCUUCCUGAUCAUAUACUUGGUCACAGUGAUGGGAAAUCUGGGCAUGGUUAUCCUGACCCAUUUGGACUCCAAGCUACAUACUCCCAUGUACUUUUUCCUUAGACAUUUGUCAAUUACUGAUCUUGGUUACUCCACUGUCAUUGGCCCAAAAAUGAUGGUCAACUUUGUCCAGUCCCAAAAUACAAUUUCCUACCAUUGGUGUGCCACCCAACUAGCAGUCUUUGAGGUUUUCAUCAUCACUGAGCUGUUUAUUCUAUCAGCGAUGGCCUAUGAUCGUUAUGUAGCCAUCUGCAAGCCUCUUCUCUACGUGGUCAUCAUGGCAGAGAAAGUGUGUUGGGGGCUGGUACUCACUUCCUACCUCUACAGCACGUUUGUGUCACUGUUACUCACAAUUAAGUUAUUUAAGUUGUCCUUCUGUGGCUCUAACAUCAUCAGUUAUUUUUACUGUGACUGCCUCCCUCUGAUGUCCAUGCUCUGUUCUGACACACACGAAUUAGAAUCAAUCAUUUUGAUCUUUUCUGGGUGUAAUUUGCUUUCUUCCCUCUUGAUUGUUCUUGUAUCCUACACGUUUAUUCUGAUGGCCAUUCUCAGAAUGAACUCAACUGACGGAAGACACAAAGCCUUCUCUACCUGUAGUUCCCACCUAACGGUGGUGGUUGUAUUCUAUGGGACCUUAUUGUUUAUUUACCUGCAACCCAAAUCCAGCCAUGCAUUUGCUACGGAUAAAAUGGCCUCUGUGUUUUACACCCUGGUGAUCCCUAUGCUGAAUCCACUGAUCUACAGCCUGAGAAACAAAGAAGUAAAAGAUGCUCUGAGGAGAACUUUAACGAAUCGAUGUAAAAUUCCCAAUUAA